AUGGCAGUAGCAGCACAACCAUCGAUUCAGAAUAGUUUAGCUGAUACAGUAGGUCAAUUUAAUGGUGGUUAUUAUAAAAUAGAUCAUCGUGACACAAACGCACUUCUUUCGGUAACAUUACAACCGAAUGCUCCAUUUUAUGCACAACCUGGAGCAAUGGUCGCUAUGAGUCCAGAAAUAACACUUAAAGGAAAAUUUAAAUUUUCAUUUAAAAAAAUGUUUACUGGUGGAGAUAUGGCUCAAUCAACAUUUACUGGUCCUGGAGAAGUAUUACUUGCACCACCUAUUUGGGGUGAUAUUGUUCCUAUUCAUUUAGAUGGUCAAACUCAAUGGAAUGUAGGCAAAGGAGGUUAUUUAGCUAUGACUCAUGGUGUUGUUAAAGAUACGAAAUCUCAAGGAUUGGGUAAAGCAUUAUUUUCUGGUGAAGGUCUCUUUGUUCACCGUUUAUCAGGCGUUGGAAUCGUUUUUGUUACAUCACUUGGUGCAAUUAUACAACGUCAAUUAAGACAAGGUGAACAAUGGAUUGUUGAUAAUGGACAUUUAGUUGCAUGGACCUGUUCAUAUGCUAUUGAAAGAACUGGUGGUGGAUUAAUUAGUGGAAUGCAUGCAGGUGAAGGACUUGUUUGUCGAUUUACUGGUCCUGGAAUAGUUUAUAUUCAAACAAGAAAUCCAGAAGCCUUAUCAGAAUGGAUACAAAGUCAUGUACAAACAUCGAGCAGUUAA
Molecule: messenger RNA, 723 nt
Organism: Adineta steineri
Lineage: Eukaryota; Metazoa; Rotifera; Eurotatoria; Adinetida; Adinetidae
Source: the annotation of a GenBank genome assembly